GGCUGGCUGGCGAGUCUACACGAGGGGUUGGUAUGUUUUCCGUCAGGUGUUAAAUUGAGCUUACGCUCCAUGCAUACAUGGACAUGGAGCGCAUGUGAGUUAGAUCUAUUGAUCUGCUUACAAAUUGACAGUAUAGAUACUAUACAUAGAUAUGGUUAUUCCCAAACUAUAUAAUUAUGGUAGAUCUAAGACUAUGAUGAUCGUUAUUUGGAUGUUUAUUGUAACUUCCCGCACAAGGGAAAACAAGGUGCUCGCAUGCAUUUAGUAUAAGUUUGUAUGGAUUGCACACAAUAAUUAUAUCAUUGAGACAGAACUUACUGUAGCAUUUCAGCCUGCUAACAAGUGAGCAGAGAUUUGACUGAUAGAUCUAUAUAGGCUAUAUAUAGCUGUUCGUUUCUAUUGACAAUACUAUGCUUAGUUCAAGUUUAUUUUCGCUGCUGUGUGUAACUCUCACUCUCAUCUGUGGUGGAAGCACUGAAGGGCAAAAUAAUGAUUUACCAGUUUAUCCAACAGUUUCUCCUGAUCCUGACAUUGGUUCCCUUUACUUUGGAUUAUUGGUUGGAGGUUCACUUGAGAAUAGCUCAGUACUUGCAGCUGUGAGAUUGUCUCUCGACAUCAUCAAUAAUCGCUCAGACAUUUUGAGUGGAUAUUCUCUUCACUACACUCUGACUUAUUCUGGUUGCUCUGGAAGUGACUUGGUGGACAAGACCUUCACACAACUGGAUGGCAGACCAGAUAGCUGUAAGAAACUUGGCUUGAUCACUGCAGGUUGCACCAGCACAUCACUUGUUUCAUCUUAUGUGGGCAAUCACUUCAAUGUCCCUGAGAUACUGUGCUCUCAGACUGUACAAAGUGAUGCAAGAGAUUUGAAUGUGUUUAGAACUCAUCCCUCCAAGUUAGUGCUUGUACCUGCUCUCGUUAGCAUCAUAGCCUCUUAUGAAUGGACGAAAGUGGCUCUCAUGGUGGAGAACAAGCAAGAAUACACACCAAUUAUUAAAGAGUUGAAGGAGGAAGUUGUGGACCUGAACAUUACCUUCUCUGUCACAACUAUUGAUCUCCAAGGAGACUCGCUGAAAGUGAUCGGGAGCUGUGGCAAAGAUAUAUUUGACUCUGAUGUAAGGAUAUUCAUACUGGUGAUGUCUUCAGAAAUGACUCGACAUUUGCUUUGUCAGGCAUUCAAGCAAAGUAUGAAGUAUCCCAAACAUGAGUUUGUAUUGGUUAGUGAACAAAACAGCAACUGGUGGGUAUCAUCACAAUCAGAGGAUGGACGUUACGGCUGCUCUUCUAAUCAACGAGCUGAUGUGCUGAGCCAUUCACUUGGACUGCAACUAAAUCAAGAUUACAUUGUUCGUAAACAGCAGAAUAUUUCUGAGGAUGCUGAUAUCUCUAACUUUACUCGCGGAUCACAGGCUAAGUAUUGCUACGAUGCUGUCUGGACACUUGCUUUGGCACUCAACAAAACCGUGACAGAGUUUGGUGAUAUCAACUGCACUUAUCAAGACUCUCAAAUGGAUCAGUUGUACAAUAAUAUUCAAGAAACUGACUUCAUUGGAAAAACAGGUCAUGUGAGAUUUACCAAUGGCGGGGAGCGAUUGACUGAUGACAUUGAGAUACUGGUGAUACAAUAUCAAACUGAAGAGUCACAAUGGAGUAACUUGAAUGCUGUUACUAUAGGAUCCUACGUGCAGAGUGAAUUGACACUUUAUGACAACAAAACCAUAUGGCCAGAUGGAAUUCCAUAUGAUGGCAAACUUGUCAGUGUGAUAGUUACAGUGUCCACUCCAUUAGCUGUUGUUUAUUAUUUAUUCGCAACUGCUGGUAUCAUCUCAACACUAGUCUGUUGUGUAUUCAAUUAUGCCUACAGGAAAACAAAGAUUGUUCGACUAACAAGUCCCAACCUCAAUUACCUGAUAAUCAUCGGAUGUCUGUUCAUCUAUACCUCAGUGUACUGGUAUUUUAUUCCCUCAACAAACCCAGAUGUAGUACUUACAUCUUGUUGCUUUCAAAUUGGACUUCUGGGAAGUGGCUAUUUUCUUGUCAUGGGCACCAUCGUUGCCAAACUCUGGAGAAUCUAUUACAUUUUCAGAAAUCCAGACUCUGCUAAGAAGAGAGCUAUUACAGACUGCCAACUCCUCAUUUUUGUUCUUUUGCUGUUUUCUCUGGAGAUAAUUGUACUCCUCGUGUACUUCGGUGUGGAGACAGCUGCUCCAGGAUAUAGGUUGGAGAGAGUGCUUAAUCAGGACCAGCCGAGAGGGCUUGUUGGGGAACGAGAAAUCGACACACAAUAUGAAUUUUAUAGUUGCAGUCGAGUUCCCAACUCGCGAACUGUUACCUUGACCAUUUUAUAUGGAACAAUUGCAGUUUUACAGGUCUGUGCUUUAUUUAUGGCCGUCAAAACAAGAAAAGUUCAAAUCAAAGGUUUAAAUGAUGCCAAGUACAUUGCAGCAAUUGUCUACCUUGCAAGUCUCGGCUCUUUAAUCCAAUUAAUAGGAAUUUUCACCUUGAGAAAUAGAGUUAACACUUUCCCUGCUGUUGUGGUCACAUCUGCCAUGCUGGUGAUGAUAAUGCAGGGGCUGGUAUUCAUUCCCAAGAUGUUGAGCUUGUAUCAAGAUCCGGAUGGUAACCACAUCUUCAGCGUAAACGAUCCCCUUGGCAAAGUAGCUCCAAUCUCAACCAUCUUUGUGAAUGACGCUGGGAGAUCAGACCGUGAAGAAUGCCAAGAGUUGAAGGCCAAAGUGAAGAAGCUGGAACAAACGAUUACUGAGAAGCGUCAGAGGGAGAGAUCUGACAGAAAUCACAACGUGACUACCACUUUCUGUCGUCAUGACCACGGUGAGGAACACUCCGAGGACAUGUCUUUUGACGAGUUGGAAGGGACGUUGGAAGUGAGCUGGGCAGACGAUGGCUCCACAUUUCAUAUUGGUCAUCGAGUGUAGUCAAAAAGGGACUUUGAAAAACAGUUGUAGAGAUAAUUAGUUUGAUUGAACGUUUUGUUCUUCCAUUACAUUAUUUACUAGAUGAUUGUUCAUUAUAUCGAUCUGUAUAAUUAUAAUAUACACACCAUAAUAAUACGUUGAUCAACUUC
Molecule: messenger RNA, 3085 nt
Organism: Halichondria panicea
Lineage: Eukaryota; Metazoa; Porifera; Demospongiae; Suberitida; Halichondriidae
Product: gamma-aminobutyric acid type B receptor subunit 2-like
Exons: 16
Coding region: 411-2936 (841 amino acids)
Biological process (GO): G protein-coupled receptor signaling pathway; gamma-aminobutyric acid signaling pathway
Cellular component (GO): G protein-coupled receptor heterodimeric complex; membrane
Molecular function (GO): G protein-coupled GABA receptor activity
Source: RefSeq, a predicted model, not a curated record